CGAUAUUUAGUGUGUUUUCUUCAUCUGUUCACGUUGAUUACAUGUUUUAUUUAAUUAGCGUAACGGUAAAUUUUACACGCACUCUUUAGGGAAUGUCGCAGUAGAAAUGAGUGAAGCAGCCGUGGCAAUUUAUGGCUGUUCGACUGCCCUGAUUAUACCCCAACUUUCACAUUUGCUGUGCUGUUUAUUGUAUUAAUGUAGGAAUUGAAGGAUAUUUCCAAGAUGUGACACAACAGAUGGCCACUCAUUCUGCACGGCAUAAUAUAUCAACUAAAAAGACUACGCUUGUUAACAAAAUGAUGCAUAGAAUGGUGACUCGUGUUUACUAGAAAGUCUUCAGGGAUGUGUGUUGUUUGUGCUGGGCAAUGGAAGCAGGUCAGAAAGGGGCAGAUAAUUCAGAGUUGGUCUUAUCAGGAAUUCCCAAGAUGGAUACGUCAGGACUGCCAUUGCCCAUUAUACAAGCAGCUGAUCUACAAAAUUGUCAGGCAUUUCCAGAUCAGGGAACAUCUCUUUCGUAUGUUUUCCCCACGAUUCCGCUCUCAAUCAAUGCUUCCAUACCACUGCUCACAGAAGGACUAAAAACUCUUCCAGUAGUGAAAGAAGAAAAAGGAUUAAGGCAAACCUUUGAUCCUGUCACAACACAAGCACUGCAAGACAUUGUUAAUUCAGGUUUAUAUGUACCAUUCUCAAAAAUGUCCGAUUCUAAUUUUACACAGAAUAGUGACAAUGGAAAAGAUGUGAAAAGUGGUUUUGAAAGACAAGACAUGCAGACGGUUGGUGGCAACCUAGCUGAAGAUAAAGGCAUGUCACCCCUAAACAUUUUAGUGGUAUCAUACCCCGACACCGGUCAACAGAGUCCUUCUGUCACUCAAGCAGGAGCACAAGGGCUUCGUUUUCAAUCUGCAGGUGGUGCAGGGGAUGCCAUGUUGAGUGCUAUAAACUACAACGACAGCGACAUGCUGCCAGACAGUGCCUUUGAUAUGAAUGCUGCAAAUUCUGCUCCUAACCUGCCACAUUUAGAUGAUGGAAUUCUUGGCAGUAUGGGGAACCCAGCUCAGAAUAUCCGUUUGACAGAGGGCCAUCCUACCCAUUCAUUUGACUUAUUUGACAGUAAUGUGCAUGACACAUUGUCACUAUCACCUCAGCCUUUCUCGGAUCCAAGUUUUUCAGUUACAGAUACAAGUAACUUAAGUGCUACAACUGGGGAUUCAGAAGCAGGUAGUGGUGAGCGGCGGCAGUCUGUGGAAUCUCCUACUGAUGGUGCUAGUAAAGCCAAAGGUAAAAACCGCCAGCCCAAGGCUCAGGUGUCUCCGUCUAAAACAAUGAUACAGUGCCCCACCUGUAACAAAGCUUUCAACAACUCCAGUGCCUUGGCUAAGCAUCGCCUGACACACAGCGAUGAACGCAAAUAUGUUUGCUCCGUCUGUCAGAAGGGCUUCAAACGACAGGAUCAUCUCAAUGGUCACAUGAUGACACAUCGAGAGAAGAAGCCAUACCAGUGUCAGAUGGAGGGUUGUGAGAAGAGCUAUUGUGAUGCCCGAUCUUUAAGGCGUCAUCUGGAGGCAAACCACCACCAGUCACCUGAGGCCAUUGCCAACAGUGUUCAAGCCAGUAUGGCUGCAGCUGGUAUUCCUACAACAACCCCUGGAAAACCCCGACCGGCAGAGAAGCUGGCCGUGCAGGAGGCUGUGAGUCGGAUGCAGAUGGGGGGGUCCCCCUCCUACAGCGCCAACACCACCCCCUCACCUAGUCCCAGCUACACAAGCCCCAACCCACAAGGACAGAUAUUCCAGUUUGAGACCCAGUCUGGUUUACCGACCACUGUUGUUUCCACACAACAAGCUACACCACCCCAGGACCAGUCCUGGCAGGAAAGAGCUAGAGUGUAUGAUUUUGUAGUUGAAGGCACCUCAGGCUCCAGUCAACCCAGCCCUCAUAGCGGGGAUCAGUCUCCAGGGUAUGCUGCCCAGGUUAGCCCAGUGACACCAGUGAGUCCGAUACCCCACAACCAACCCACCAGUCCCCUCACGGGACAGCAGCGACCAGCCUGGUUCACCACAACACCAACACCACAAACGGAGAACAAGAAUACAAGUGAAGAAACCAAGCCACCCGUCCAGUGCAGCAUCUGCCAGAGGCGGUUUAAAAAUAUUCCAGCACUCAAUGGUCAUAUGCGUCUUCAUGGAGGAUAUCUUAAAAAGAGUAAAGAAGAGAAGAAGGCGGCUAAAAAGACUGAGAUGGGACCUCCUCCGCCCCCUUCCCCAAGACAGACUGUCGCCACAGCCAACCCAACACAGCUGCAGGUCCAGAUGAGUCCAGUGUUGCCCAACAUCAGCCAGGCAUUCCAGACACUGUCAACAACACCAGAAGUGAGCACCAGUCAGAGUACAUUACAGGCUUGUGGGCUGACCACUGUCACUGUGCACCAGGGUCAGAUCAGUCAUGACAGUCAGCUUCUUAGGCAGCAGCAGCCACAGCAGGUCAUCCACCAGCAACUUCAGCUUCAUCCCAAUCCACAAAUCCUGGAAGAACAAAGUACUAAUUCCAUAGAAGAACAAAUCAAGAAUCUUCAAGCCCAAGCCUUCCAGCAGCAACAACAGCAAGAUCAGCUGGCCGCAGCCCAGGAUCAGCUUCCAUCUUCACAUGCUCAACAAGCCGCUCAGCAGAUCCAGCAGUUGGUUCAAAGCGUGCAAGCAGACCAGCUGCCUCAGCUUACUGUGCAACAACUUGAGCAGCUGCAGCAACAUCCACCUCAACAGAUACAAGUUCAGCAACCCUUGGGACAGAUUCAUCAGUUACCCCAACUGUCACCACAGCAGAUAGAGCAGCUGCAGCAGCAGCACUUGCAACUUGGGCUGCCAGCUCAGCUCCAGGCGACCCAGCUUCAUCAGCUCGUGCAGGAGCAUCAUUUACACCAGUUGCAGCAACAGCAGGUGUCCCAAGCAGAGGUAAUCACCACCCAUUCCCAGCCAAUCUCAUCUUCUCAACAGUUCAUUCAGCUGACACCUCAGCAACAGCAGCAGCUGCAGCAGCUGGCGGAGAUCACACACAUUCCUGUGCAGGAGAUGUUGGAUGAUUCGAAGGAUAGUGCAGCAGAGAAGCAGCAGCAAAUACAGCAGAUUCAGCAGCAUCUGGCAGCUGUGGACCAACAGACUGCUCAGAGUAGCGGCCAGCAGAAUCCCUUUCCUCAGAAUGUAGAGUUUACAUCUGCAGGAGAGGUCCAGAUUGCUCAACACCAGUCUCAGGACUUACCACAGCAAAUUAACUUGGAUAUUGCUGCUAGAGACUUGCCACCAAAUUUGGAACUCCAGCUGCCACAACAGUUAUUGCCCCUCCAGUCUCCACCCAUAACACUUAACUCUGUGGCUAUACAGAGCAGCUUGCAAAAUGCACUCAGUUUAGUGCCUCAUCUUGAACAAAGACAAGUGCUGUCAGGCAGUGGACAGACCCAGUUCGUCAGUGCCCCACAUCUGACUACAGGGCCAAUAUCCUUGUCACCUGUGACAGACAACCAAGAGGUGACUGUUGCACAGCUACUUAACAGUAUGGCAAACUUUCAGGAGGGUCUGUUACUGCAGCCCACGAGUCAGACACAGACAGGAAUCCCCAGUGACAUCUCAGUGAUGCAGAGUCAGCCAUCUGUUACCCUUAACCAAGAUAACUUGUCAAAUAUUCAGUCAACUUUUAACCCUCUCCACAUGCCACAGUCUGUCUCAAUUCAGUCUCUUCCAACACCACAACAAAUGUUGGACAGCAUUACCUCAAUGCCUCACUUAUAUACUAUUAAAUCAGAACAUUUACCAAUGGACAUUCAGAGUUCAGUCUUGGGAGAGGGGAGCAUGGCUCCAAAACACAAAAGUGACUUUAAGCCUAUUGUAGAGCAGAAUAGUGAACUUAAACGUAGAUUGUCUGCUGAUUUAGAUAGAAGCUGCUCUCCUAAGAAACUGUUAACAUCACAGAACAGUCUUGCUAUGCUUCUCACCAGACCAGGUGGUGAUAGCUUUGCUAAGCCAUCACUGACUAAAGACUUGGAUGCAGUGAGCAGGGUUAGAAUGAGAAGUAAGUCAGGAGAUGAUCACAAAUUAAAAAGAUCAAAAAGCGUGGAUCACACAUUCAUGCGACCCAGAAGUCGCACUGAGUCUGAAUCAAUAUAUAGACCAAAAAGUAGGGUUGAUGACACAAUUAUUGGGAGAGCUAAGAGUCACCCUGACGACAUGCUGUCCAGAUCUGAUGGUGCUGGUGUGUUCAGAAAUCCAAUGUCCGCCAGUCCCAUGAAGGUGAAACGAAAACAUAGACCAGCUCCCCUGUUUAUUCCAUUGCAUCUGAAUAGCUUCCAGAGUCGACUCCGCUCCCCGCGUCUGUGGGAUGGAGGUGAUGGGCGACUCCGAGGUUCCACCCCUCCACCUUACACUCCACCGCCUAUGCUGAGUCCUAUUCGAAGUGGUAGUGGCUUAUUUUGGACCUUACCGGGUAUCAAACCCAUCACUCCCAGAUCUGCACCAAUCACACCGAAGCUCUCUCUGGCUAACAGAAGAGCGAGUCAUGGGCACAAGCCUGAGGCCAUACCGGAGGUUGUUGAGGAAGAACAAGAAGAGGCUCCACCAGAGACGGAUAUACAGCCACAUGUCAAUGUUGGAACACAAUACCAAGCAGAGUUACCAGCUUAUAACUCUGAUCGAUCAAGAGCAGCAAAAUGUGUGUUUGGAGAAGACUUAGUGUGGGAACCUAGGGGAAUGGGGUCUAACUCCGAUGAGGAUGUGCAAUAUUACCAGGACUUUGCAUGCUCUGCAGCUGUGAAGGGCAAUGGCUCGAAUGUUGAAUAUGCUCUACAUCUACUCUACCUUUGUGAAGGAAAUGUGCAGAAUGCAAUGUUGAUGCUGAUGGAUGACCCACCGAAGUUGCCGAGGAACCAUGGAAUAUCAGCUUUCAAGUAUCAAGAAUCUGACCCAUGGACAUCUCAGGAAAUUGAGGCCUUUCACCAGGCGCUGCUUCGGUUCAGCAAGGAUUUCUUUGCUGUUUCAAAUGAGGUGAAAACAAAGAACACAAAGCAGUGUAUUCAGUUCUACUACCUGUGGAAAAAAGUUUGUCCCGAAGAUUACAAAAAGUUAAGAGCACUGAGGCGUAAGAGAGAACAGGAAGCUUUGUACAAUCUGAGAUCCCGACCCCAGGGAGAGGAGCAGCAACAGCAGCAGCCUCAGCAGCAGCAACAGCAGCAGCAGCAGCAGCAGCCACAGCUGCAGCCUCAUCCUCAACAGCAACAGCAAGAGGAGUCAGACUCUGAGGACAGCAUCUCUGCCCACUCUGGAGAACCUAAUGAGAUAAAGUCUGACCUUGAGAGCUCUUCCAUGUCCUCUUCCCCGGCCCCAACAUACACCUGUGACUACCCAGAAUGCAAUGCUAUCUUCACCUCCAAGCAGGCCCUGAAUGGCCACUCAAGGAUGCAUGGAGGGGGACCAGUAAGACCUCCCCCUCCAUUCCAUGAUACUAUGCCAGAACGCCCUCAACCACCACCUCCACCUCCACCACCACCCCAUCCCCAUCCACAUCCACAUCCCCACCCCCCUGUCCAACGCAAACCUCGCCCUGCCACACCCAGCAAACCACCAGCUACAGAUGGCACUGGAGACAUCUUCCCAUGUAAACUCUGCAACAGAGUGUUCUACAAGGUGAAGAGCAGGAGUGCUCACAUGAAGAGCCACAAAGUACAGGACAAUGAGAAGAACAAAGCCAGAGAAUUAGAGCUGGCUAAGUUGAAGGCUGCAGCAGAGGUUCUUUGAAAUCUGCUGUCUUCUCAAGACUUGCCUAUGUGACUACAUGACUUAUCUGCAGAUGUUAAAUGCUCAUCUCUGUAUGUCUGGAGGAUAGCAGAUGCAUGAUUACACCUUUCAACGUGGGAAACCUCAUGAAUAGGUAGAAUUAAUUGGGUUACUGAAUGCUGAAAUUCAAACAGGGUAUGUCAAAACAGCCAUUCAGUAGAUACAAUUCUGAAUCUUCUAGUUGGAGCCUAAGAGUUAAGCAGGAAGGCUCUUUUGUGUCAAUGGCUUGCUUCCCGUGCCACAGGUAUCUACUGUACUCUUGGAUCUGCUGUUCCAUGGAUGCAGUUCUGGAACUGUGUAGUGGCUUGGUGUCUUCUGAACCUUGAAGAAGUAAACAGGUUGGAUAAUCCCACUUCAGUUCAUGAUGGCAGCUUCAAGAUUUUAUUCUCCUUGUCUAUACAUGACAAAGUGUGCUGGAAGACCAGAAGCUCAAGUUUGUCAAGGGACUUGAAGUUCUAUAGCUCAUGUGGACUUGCUGCACUUGCACACUCACUUGUCAUGGUCGUGUCACACAACCAGUUAUGGCCUCAUAUCAUGUCAGCUCCUACCAUGUUUUUUUAUGAUUGUGUACUUUCUGAGCUUUCCUUUUAGAUAGCAGAACAUUUUAGAAAGACCUUGACAGUAGAUAUGUUUGAAAGAAUGUUUUAUACGAUGUUCUUAACAGUUUUAACUCAUGUGGUGCUUUAUUAUGACCCAGUGGCUGUGAUGUUGGGAGUGUGAGAAUGACAUGGUGUGACACCCUAUAUUACACUGUUAAGACAUGUGGAGGAUUAACACUAGGCUUCUUUAUGAAGGAUCACAUACGUUGCAUUACAGCUACACCAUGCACACACCACACCACACCACACCACAUGUCUGAUGUGAAUAUAAAUACAUGUAUGAUUCUAAAAUUUAAGGCUUAAGAAAAAACAUGUUAUUUUUAUGUACACUGUACAGAUGAACUUUUUAUUGAUACAUGCAGACUAGUACUAUAUCAUGGAUCUGAUGGGGGUAAGUAUAAGGUUUGUUAUGGCCUGGAUUAAACAUAUUUUUAUAAAUUAUGAUAAAUUAGGGACAAAAUGUGAAAGAUGUGUGGACUUAUAUUUGACAAAGAAUAGGGAUGAGCAUGUGCCAUAACUCAUGUUGAAGUGCUAAUAUUCCACUCAAUUCAAACUGAUGGAAUGCAAUGAGAGUGCUAUAAAUAAAAUUCUUUUUCAAUUGGGGAAAAGACAUGUAAGAUCUCUCUGAUGAUUAUAAAGUUAUUCUUGAUCACAAAGUUGUCUCUCCCUGUCUCCUGUUUCUCAGAUAAUUCCAUUUUCUGAACCAAUUGUACCAUCAAACUAUGUUGAAGAGUUAUUGUAUACAUGGUAUAUAGUAUUCUAUUUCCUGAUAUCCAUAGAAUGCUUGUCAGUGUAAGAUUCUGCUGCAAUGAAAUAUGGAACUUAUAAAUUGGCUUUCUCUUGACAGUACAGUAAUCUUGUAAACAGUAUUCAGAUAUAGGACUGAGGGAUAGCCUCUCUCACUACCUCAUGUGUCGGCCAGUAAUAUGCCUGUUUUUGGAUAGUUAGACUGCCAUGUUUGUUACAGAUGAAAAUACCCAUAGGAGGAGGCAGCAGGAACGUUAUCUGGGAAAACUGCUUUGGAAUUGCUUUAGUGAUAACUUGAAUCAGUAAUAUCUCAUUAUCUUCUUUAAUCAUCUUAUUAUGAAAUCACUUCUGUCAUGGAUGAAAGUAUUCCCUUCUUCAAUAUAACAAUCAGUUAACUUAAUGCAGGACACAGAAAAUCCAAUGAGAUCAAAUGGCAGUUUUCUUUAUGUAAGCAGUAUUAAGUACAUAUUACACUAGGUGCAUGUACGGUUCUGUGAACUCAAGCUGGCCUCAUGGAGUCUCUGUCUGCCAUUGUAUUGCUCACAAUGGUGUAUGUGUGCUCUGAAAAGCUAUUGGUUGGAAAUGUGCCAAAUGUUUUCUACAUUUCAAUGUCCACAUCUGUCUUUUUUAAGCACCUAAUAUAUUAGAUUGACACUGGCAAUGCUGUGCUGGUGGAUUUUGACCCACAUUUUACCUGUAUUCGUCUGCUGAUUUCUAUCUUAAUAACUGUUGUCAGCCACUAAAAACAUCCCCAUAUCAUCAAACAUACAGUUCUUUUGAAACGAACAUGUUAAGUGGCAUAUAUUUUGUUUCAAAGAUAUAUACAUGUGUAUAGGUGUUGUUUUUUCCUAAAUGUGUAGGUUAUAAUGUAGUGAAGUAAUCAUGUCUGACCUGGAAGAAUGGAAGAUGUGAGAAUUCUUUCCUCUUGGGCACAAAUUACCUGUAUUGUCAGCAGUGGUCUGCUUCCCUUCUUUCUUCUUGAUGUUUGAAAUAGUGACUUCAUAUGUGAAUGAAUGUUAUUCAAAACUAUUUUUGAGACCCAUUAACCUAUGUACGUUUAAUUUGAUCAACCAAAAUAUUGGGGACCAGAAACUAUUUCCUAAUCGGUUUCGUUCAUAAAUGUGGAAUCUUAACAUCGUGAUACUCAAUACAAAUCCUAAUAUGGGGAUAAGACUAUUUAUCUCAUCAGAAUAUUAUUUUGAUUAAAAUUAUAUCAUAAGGAAAAUGUGAGUAACUAAUAAACAGUUUUCUGGUCAAGCCACACCACAAAAUGUGGCAAGGAGCCUUAAACCAAGCCAUGACUUGCAUGUUGAGAUAUGAUGGAAUUUACACAUAGAUGCAUAAUUGUUUUGUUUUGUUGUUCUCAUUUUUUUCGUAGAAAUAUAUCUUGACUACAGGUGGCACAACUAUUUUCUUUUAAACAUUCCUUUGAUUAUUUAUAAAUGGGUUUAAUGACUCCAAAGUAGUUGAAUUGCUAUUGGUCUUGUCCGUCCAUUCUGUCUUCACCUGACAUCAAGUGGAAACCUCAUCCAAAGGAUAUUCUGUUGCUUUUUGUGAUUCAUUUCUGAAUGUUCUAUCAGUGUGCUUCUGUUUGUUUUCAUGCAUCAGUUUUGAAAGAAUAAUCUUUAGUUUUAAUUAUUUAGAUAUUUUAAUAUUUAUUUAAGGGAUGUUUCAAAAUUACUAUUGAUAUGUGCUGUAUCUAAUAAUUUAAUGAUGUGUUGAGUUAUUCUUUUGUGUUUCAACCAUUUACUUGAACUGGAACCAAAAGUGUUUGUUAAUGCCUUACAGUUGAAAGUACAGUACAAAUAUCUUUUUCCUCUUUGAUAUAGUAGAAUAUUGACUUCAAUAUUAAGAUUAUAUACAUUUGUUACUAUCAGAUUUUAAAGUGGAUCUUCAACCAGACAAAUAAGCAUGACUAUUGAAUAUUUUUAUGUAUGUUGUUAAGAUAUUGUUUAAAUUUUAUAUUAUGACCUUCAAAAACGUAUGAGUCAGAAAUUCCUGUGAAACUUGGUAUGGCGUUUCAGUGUACAAACCAGUAUUAAAUAGUAGUAAUUCUUAGUUGUUCUGCCAAGGCAUGACGAACUGGUAACAGCCACUCUGAUGAGGACAGCAACCCAAUGUAACAGACACUACAAGACUUUAAUUUAGUAUCUCAUCAAGCUCAAACCUUUGAUAGCCUUUUUAUAUUUCCUAAAUCUGCAGCUUAUUAUUUGAUUGACGACAGGUGCAGUUAGUAGUUCUAGUCUAGUAUCACUAGGUUGUCGUGACAUGAGGAGGAAUGUCUAGAUCCAACCUAUUUUUAAUGAAAGGUAUUAAUGGAAAGUGCAAGGCAGAGGAUAAGGAAAACUUUAGCUGAAAUUCUGAUCUUACUGUGAGUAAGAGAUCGUCAAUGAUGGUUCCUGGCGAGUUGGCUGUUGCUGGAAGUAAAACUAACAAUUCAUACUGCUUUGUGUCAUGGUCUUCACUAAUCAUUGCUCCAUUGUUGCAGAUGGAAUGUUAUUUUUACAUUGUCUUUGUGAUUUUAACAUACUUUGAGAUACUUUUAUACUUACCACCUUCAGUGUUAUGUACGUUUGUCAGUGAGAAUUAGGGCAUAAUGAAUGUUACCAGUAUAAUGCUCAUAUCAAGUUGCACUAACAAUGUAUGCAUGCAUCUGUUUGUUAAUGACCACACCUCUAAUGAAUUGUAUCUCUCUGGUCAUUGUACAUAACUAUGACACAUUUGCUCAUCAGGUUGAGUGCUUCUACACUUAUGACCAUACACACUAAUAACUUCAAAAGUUAAUCAGUUGGUUACAUUAAGGACUCUUGAGGCAUCCUUAUUAUUAUAUUCUAAUCUGGAUAUAUUGCUUUGUCAUUCCACAAGUACAUCAUAUUAUGAAGCAAACAGAUUUGCUUAUCUGAUAGUGAAUUUUAUGCAUCCAUACCUUAUUGUCAGUUGUCAUCAAGGUUGUGCAAGGUACCUUGAGUAUUGGUCACUUUCAGGGUAAAGUGGACCAGGUCAGUUGAACUUCAAUGACUUUAUGAUGUGUGAAGCCCAUUUCUGGUGUUUCCUAGCGUGAUAUUGCUGGAAUAUUGCUAAGUGUGACUAUACUCAUACUCACUCAAUGACUCCAUUUUUGUGUUGUCUUUGAAGGCAUGAUAAAAGUUAGAUAAAAAUAAAUGUGUUUUGUGUGUGUCUAAUUUCAAAAGUAAGAAAAAUAAUGUUUCACUGUUCAACUGAAAUAUUUAAUAUUCUAUUAUGAAAUCCAACUAAAUGAAAUAAUUUUAGAAAUAGCUCCAAACCUGCAUGACAUUUUGAAUUACAAAAUUACAAAAUGCACAGAAUUGGGCAUAGUGUAGAGUAACAGAACCAUUACUGUUUUCCAUGCUUCUUAGUGCAAGGAAAGCAUAUUGGCUCAAGUGUAUGUCAUAAGUGUAGAAGUGACUCAUUACCACUCUGUAUGUUGAUCAUUGUUGCCGCAUCACCUGUGUGUGAGUGUGUGUGUGAAGUAUGUUUGUGGCGAGUGUGUAACUAUGCUGUACAUAGUGUAUCUAUGUACUGUUGUUCAGGAGUUGUCCUGGUUGUGGCUUAUAUUGCUGUUGAGAAAAGAUUUAUUUUGUUAUCAGGUAAAACCAGCCUGUUGUAUCCCCUAGCUAGACCCCUAUUGUACCGUGCUUGUCAAACAAAGCUUGUAUAUUGUCCUUUGGCAAGCAGGAGAGAAUGCCAUGUUUAUGUUUUGACUAUUGUUAGUGGUGCGAUAUGAUUCUAUAGAACCAUUCUUGAAGGUACCUUUUAUCAACCAUGCCAUUUUAGUCAUCAUCUCUCAUGACAUAGCAUUUUCAUCGAAUAAAAUGAGAGGUUGGAUGUACCUCAUGAAAGAAAAUAA
Messenger RNA from Haliotis rufescens (red abalone), 11030 nucleotides. RefSeq names its product transcriptional-regulating factor 1-like. The record is from RefSeq and is a predicted model, not a curated record. NCBI's taxonomy places the organism in Eukaryota, Metazoa, Mollusca, Gastropoda, Lepetellida, Haliotidae. The transcript has 17 exons. Gene Ontology annotation, cellular component: transcription regulator complex; histone deacetylase complex. Gene Ontology annotation, biological process: regulation of transcription by RNA polymerase II; negative regulation of DNA-templated transcription. Bases 366 to 5777 code for a protein of 1803 amino acids. Gene Ontology annotation, molecular function: transcription corepressor activity.